CAGCGAGUCUACUCGAUUCAUCGCAUCACUAGAUUCUUCUCAUAAGUUUUCAUCACUGUAGUAACACUGCGUUUAUUGUAUUUUAUAUGCUAUAGCGAUUAGUCAAUUAUUUUGUUUAUGCUUGUAAUUAUAAUAGUAUAAGCGAAACUAUUAAUUUAUAGUAUUGGCUAGAUUGGUAUUUCUGUAAUGUAGAAAAGAUGUAAAAAGAGAGAGAGAGAGAGAGAGAGAGAGAGAGAGAAAAAAUUUUGCAAGGAGACAAAUUUGCGAAUGAAUUGGGAAUGAUCAAUUGUAUGCGAAUGAAAUAUAAUGAAAAUGUUUUUUUGAACAGUCAUAUAUUAUCGCAAAUUUAAUAAAAAUGGAAUGCAAUGAAGAAGACUGGUCUGUGGAAUGUUCCGAUGAUGAAAAAUAUGAAAUGGACGCGAUGCACGAAUGGAAUAUAAAAGCUGAAAACAUAAUCUCAUUAAUUGAAGGUUUAGAAGCUAACAAUCGCGUUUUAGAACUUGAAUGGAAGUGUCCUGGUAGACGAGGACCAUCCCCUAUACCCUCAAACAAUCGACAGCAGGAGCAUGGAUCUCAGGAGUACAAAACCGAAGAAAAGUCCGACUUUGACUUUAUGGAUGAAAUGUCAUCGCCAAGACUACCCGUCCGUAGAGUUGGUGAGAGUACUCCAAAAGGUAGCGCCAAGAAAAAAACUGCCAGUUUCAAUGGAGUAUUAUCGACAAUGUUGAGACACCGUAGAUUGGAGCAACAAGAAAUCAAUUCCAGUCCAAAAAAAAAUGAAUCUCCUGCAUGAAAGCCACAUUCUUCCACUUAAAAACACAAAGUUUGUCUUUAAUUUUAUGAAGUGAUUCAUGUGUGAUAAAUCAAAAGCUGCAUAACAUACAAGAUUAUAAUAUUGAAAUAAGAUUGCUAUAAAGACAGUUAUUAGUCUGUGUACUAUCAGAAAUAGUUUUUAUUAGAUAGUUUUUAUUAGAAAAUAAAAUGUAAUAUAAUGUGUUAAAGAAUGAGAUAUUACAUUAACUUAUGGAUAUCGUUAGUCUUCACCCUUCAUAAGGAUAUUUAUGUUAAGUUUCUACUAGCUAAAAAUUGAUAUAUUUUUACAAAUUUUCUCUAUAAUAGUAAGAUUUGUAAAUAGAUAUUCAUUGAUGUAUUUACAAUAUUUUUUCGUGAUAUAAACGUAUAUAUAAUAUAUAUAAACGUAAUGUACAAACAUGUAAACAAAUUUUACAUACACAUUGUGUAUAAGCAAAAUUUGAUGUGUGGACAAAAAUAAAAAAUAUAUU
Cataglyphis hispanica is the source of this 1283-nucleotide messenger RNA. RefSeq names its product PAXIP1-associated glutamate-rich protein 1 (gene Pa1). The transcript is spliced from 3 exons. NCBI's taxonomy places the organism in Eukaryota, Metazoa, Arthropoda, Insecta, Hymenoptera, Formicidae. Bases 356 to 793 code for a protein of 145 amino acids. The record is from RefSeq and is a predicted model, not a curated record.